UGUCAUGGACUGCGAGUAAUUGCACCCCAUGCAACAGCACCGAGUGAGGUGCGGUUUUGAUUCAGAUAUGUACGUUUUCAAGUGUUAUUGCACUGACAGAGUUCAUUCUGCCAAAUGUGGAGCGGAUGAUCCAGGGACUACAUGUUAGCUUUACCGAAACUUCAUAAUUGCAAUGGCUGGAUGAAAACAACUUCAUAAUUGAUGAUCCGGGUUAGUCACUCUUCUCUCUUUUGAUGAACGUGCCUCCCAAAGAUUGGCCAUUGCAUAAAGCGAAUUAAAUAUGUUUGGGCGAAUCCUUCACAUAACAACUAUAAGUUUUCCUAAUUUGUAUUUGACUGUCUAAUAGUUCUGUUUCAAAGUUUUUCUUCUUAACAAGUCUAACAACGAAAAAAAAAGAAAACCUUGAUGUAACCUCUCAAAAAGCGAAAAACCAAUUACUUGGAAUCUUACAGUUAGAUUGGCUUACUCUAAAUAAAUAACUAAGUUACGUCUUUAAGAAUUAAGUAUUUAUGACAAUUAUCAUGGUCAUGAGAGCACCAUUUUGUUGAAGGAAUAUAUAAAUGUUUGUAAUGACAUGUUUGGAAACGAGGAGAAAAAUAAAUAAAUAAAUAAAAACUAAGUAGAAACUUAAAUAUGUUUGGAGAAAAGGAAAAUAAAAUUUAUAAACUGAUAUAAAAGUAAGUGAAAAAUAAAAUAAAAUAAAAUAAAAAAUACUUAUUAGGUUCAUUUACUCAUCAACACUUUUUUUUUCCUUACCGAUCAGACAACUAACCUGUUGUAUUUAACACCAGGAGUUCCGAAAAGAUGUUUAUGUUUAUAGCUCAAUUGGUUAUGCAAGUUUGUGAUUAUUAAUAGUAUGUUUACUUGAAGGUGGUCAACUUGUUGAAGUUGCCUAUUGGAGGGUACCAUUUCUAAUAAAGAAAUAUCCUUUGUUUUUAAAUAAAAAAGUUACUUCUGUAUGUAUCUAUAAAAUAGUUGAGUUAUAAAAUAAUUUGAAUAUUCCAAACAGCUCUUUGGGUUUUAUAUUUCUUUUCAAUUCCACCAUUGAUGCAUCAUCAAUUAUUUAGGAUGGGUCUGCUAUUGGCUAUUUUUCAUUGCAUAUUUUAGCUCUGGGUUAUAUUAUUGAGAAAUAUGAAGAUAUUAAUAGAAUAUUUCAAGAUUAUAUACUUCAUCAAUUUUUAUUUUAUUUUUUUUAUAUUUUAGAAACUCACUAAAACAGAAUUAAGACUAUUAAACUCUUAUUUUGUAGUUUAAAAAAGUUAAAUUUUGUACUAACGAAGAAAAUAACCGUACAAAUAAAAAUGCUUGUACAAACACAACUUUUAAACCAAUUUUUUUUUACAUAGAUUCGAAUAAAAUUUGUUUUUUUUUUUUGCUGCGAAAAAACCAAUUUGAUCGAUCAUAUAACUUUUUAUUUAUACAAUAUAUUAUUCAUUUGUUCAAAGAAGCCAAUAAGCUUUAAGUUUCUCUCUGUUCAUAAUUAUUUAUCCUAUCCUCUGCCUGUGGAGAUAAUUAAUUCAAUUGAAAGUCAAGAGGGAGAGAACAUACAACUCCUUUUUCUCUCUGUUCAUAGUUAUGUUUUCAGUCUUCAAUCAUCUCCAUCCACAGCUACAGAGAAAACCUUCAAAGAUGAUAAACCCAAACACCCAGUUUUUUAUCCUCAAACCCUUCUGUUUUCCCAUCAUCAUCUUCUUCCUCCUUGCCCAAAUCACUUCUUCUCAAGUCGACCCUAAAUUCGUUGCAUGUGCACCCAAAACCUGCCCCAACAACAACCAAUCUAUAAGCUUUCCUUUUUACAUUCGAGGAACGCAAGAACCUUACUGUGGGAGCCCUGGUUUUGAAAUCUCCUGUUCUCCAGAUGGCUUCCCUAUCCUCAAUCUCUCUCACACUCAAUACCUAGUUCAUCAUAUCUUCUACCAAAGUCAGUCCCUUCGUGUGUCCAACGCCGCGUUCUCAACUUUGCAAUCCAACACCACCAGAGGUUGUCUUGUUCCAACUCAGAAUCUCACUCUUCCUCCUACUAACGUGUUCCGUGUUGGUCCGAAUCAAAGGGACAUGGUGUUGUUCUACGGCUGUGACGCACCUUCGCUUCACGAACACAGAGUUGGGUGUUCUGCAGAAAACGAGACGAGUUAUGUUUUGGCAUUGGAUAAAAGAGAUGAAAAUAUAAGCGUUGUGGGAGAGAACUGUAAGGGUGAGGUGGUGGAUACGGUUGUGGAAGAUGGAAUAGGAGGGGUUGCUGAAGCGUUGAGCAAAGGGUUUUUGCUGUCGUGGACUGCAAGUAACUGCAGCGUCUGCAACAGCACCGGAGGGAGGUGCGGUUUCGAUUCAGAUAUGUACGCUUUCAGGUGUUAUUGCACUGACAGAGUUCAUUCUGCCAAAUGUGGAGCGGAUGAUCCAGGGAUAACCAAUAAGAACAGCGCUACAAUGGUGAAAAUAGCUUUGGCAGUGGGGGUUGUUGGAGUUGUAGUGGUGGUGGUCUUGGCUUGUUGGUUUAGGACAAAGAUCUUUCCCUCGUCUCUUUUGUUUCGGAGGGAUAACCCAACCCAUCAUGUUAUUCAGAAGAUUUUGAAGGAACACGGACCUCUUCCUAUAACUAGGCACAAUUAUUCAGAGAUUAAGAAAAUGACCAACUCUUUUAAAAACAAGUUGGGGCAAGGAGGCUUCGGUACCGUAUAUAAAGGGAAGUUACAUGAUGGACGUGUUGUUGCAGUAAAGAUUUUAGCUGAAUCGAAAGGCAACGGAGAAGAUUUUAUCAAUGAAGUCGCAAGUAUUAGUACAACUUCACAUGUUAACGUUGUCAGACUCCUAGGAUUUUGUUUUGAUGGUUCUAAACGUGCUCUGAUAUAUGAGUUUAUGACUAAUGGAUCUCUUGACAAGUUCAUAUAUCAAGACAAAAAUCCAUUACAGGUUACUCAUCAAUUGGAUUGCCAGAUAAUGUAUAACAUUGCAAUUGGCAUUGCUCGUGGAUUGGAGUAUUUACACAGAGGUUGCAACACUAGAAUCUUGCAUUUUGACAUAAAACCUCACAACAUAUUACUGGAUGAGAAUUUUAGCCCCAAAAUCUCAGAUUUUGGACUUGCAAAAAUAUGUCCAACAAGAGAAAGUGCGGUAUCAAUUACUGGUGCAAGGGGAACUGCAGGUUAUAUUGCUCCAGAAGUUUUCUGCAGAAACUUUGGCGCCGUGUCACAUAAAUCGGAUGUUUACAGUUAUGGAAUGAUGAUCUUGGAAAUGGUUGGAGGAAGAAAGAAUAUAAAGGUUGAAGUCGAUCGUUCAAGUGAAUUGUAUUUUCCUCAUUGGAUUUACGAUCGUCUUGAAUCAAAUCAAGAGCUUGAUCUACAAAUUGUAAGGAAUGAAGGUGAUGACAAAAUGAUGAGGAAAAUGGCAGUGGUAGGUUUGUGGUGCAUACAAACCCACCCUUCAAGUCGACCAACAAUAAGUAGCGUGGUAGAAAUGUUAGAGAAAAAAGUUGAAUUAUUGGAACUUCCGCCUAAACCGUUUUUGUCUUCUCCUUCACCAUCUCCGCUUCAUUUGUCACAGGACACACUAUAGCUUUGUCAGAAACAAUUAUUUUUUACUUUUAAUUUGUUAGAACAAAUAUAUUUAUUUCUUAUAUGUCUUUUAAUCAUGUUAGUGUCUUAUUUAGUCA
Vigna radiata var. radiata (mung bean) is the source of this 3649-nucleotide messenger RNA. Its product is annotated as LEAF RUST 10 DISEASE-RESISTANCE LOCUS RECEPTOR-LIKE PROTEIN KINASE-like 2.1. The transcript is spliced from 4 exons. Gene Ontology annotation, biological process: protein phosphorylation. NCBI's taxonomy places the organism in Eukaryota, Viridiplantae, Streptophyta, Magnoliopsida, Fabales, Fabaceae. Bases 1576 to 3552 code for a protein of 658 amino acids. The record is from RefSeq and is a predicted model, not a curated record. Gene Ontology annotation, molecular function: polysaccharide binding; protein kinase activity; ATP binding.